UCCCGGGAGGAGCCGCCGGCUCUGGGCUCUCCAAAUUCUGAGCUCUCAUCAUGGCGGCGGCGGCGGCCGCGGCGGCCGUCGGGGGGCCGCAGCCGCCCCAACCCGAGCUGCCCGCGCCUGGGCUGGCCCUGGACAAGGCGGCCACUGCGGCGCACCUGAAGGCGGCCCUCAGCCGGCCGGACAACAGGGCAGGUGCUGAGGAGCUACAGGCGCUGCUGGAGCGGGUGCUGAGCGCCGAGCGGCCGCUGACCGCGGCUGCGGACGGCGAGGAGGCGGCGGUAGCCGGCGGCGGGGGCGGUCCGGGGGCGGCCGAGGAGGAGGCCCUGGAGUGGUGUAAGUGCCUUCUGGCGGGCGGCGGAGGCUACGACGAGUUCUGCGCGGCGGUGCGGGCCUACGACCCCGCGGCGCUCUGCGGCCUGGUCUGGACAGCCAACUUCGUGGCCUACCGCUGCCGGACGUGCGGCAUCUCCCCCUGCAUGUCGCUGUGCGCGGAGUGCUUCCACCAGGGCGACCACACCGGACACGACUUCAAUAUGUUCCGCAGCCAGGCUGGGGGUGCCUGUGACUGCGGGGACAGCAACGUGAUGCGGGAGAGUGGGUUUUGCAAAAGACAUCAAAUUAAAUCAAGUUCAAAUAUUCCCUGUGUCCCCAAAGACUUACUGAUGAUGUCUGAAUUUGUUCUUCCAAGAUUUAUUUUUUGUCUUAUUCAGUACUUAAGAGAAGGCUAUAAUGAACCAGCAGCUGAUGUACCAUCAGAAAAAGACCUUAACAAAGUCCUUCAGCUUUUGGAACCUCAAAUUUCCUUUUUAGAAGAUCUAACUAAAAUGGGAGGAGCAAUGCGGUCUGUUCUUACUCAGGUUUUGACAAACCAACAAAACUACAAAGAUCUGACUUCUGGUCUUGGAGAAAAUGCUUGUGCAAAGAAAAGUCAUGAAAAGUACCUUAUAGCUUUGAAGAGCUCUGGACUUACAUAUCCUGAGGACAAACUUGUGUAUGGUAUACAGGAGCCAUCAGCUGGCACUAGCACUCUGGCAGCUCAAGGUUUUGCAGGUGCAACAGGAACAUUGGGACAGCUAGAUUCCUCAGAUGAGGAGGAUCAGGAUGGGAGUCAAGGACUGGGCAAGAGAAAGAGGGUCAAACUAAGCAGUAGCACCAAAGAUCAAUCUAUAAUGGAUGUUUUGAAACAUAAAAGUUUUCUAGAAGAACUAUUGUUUUGGACUAUAAAGUAUGAAUUCCCUCAGAAGAUGGUAACUUUCUUACUCAACAUGCUUCCAGAUCAAGAGUAUAAGGUUGCUUUUACAAAAACUUUUGUUCAGCAUUAUGCUUUCAUUAUGAAAACACUGAAGAAAAGUCACGAAUCAGACACAAUGUCUAACAGAAUUGUGCAUAUUAGUGUUCAGUUGUUCAGCAAUGAAGAGCUAGCCAGACAGGUAACAGAAGAAUGUCAGCUGCUGGAUAUUAUGGUCACUGUGCUAUUAUACAUGAUGGAAAGUUGCCUUAUUAAAAGUGAGCUACAAGAUGAAGAAAAUAGUUUACAUGUGGUAGUGAACUGUGGAGAAGCAUUACUGAAGAAUAACACUUACUGGCCUCUUGUCAGUGAUUUUAUUAAUAUCCUUUCUCAUCAAAGUGUGGCUAAGAGAUUUUUGGAGGACCACGGUUUGUUAGUUACGUGGAUGAACUUUGUAUCUUUCUUUCAAGGUAUGAACUUAAACAAGCGAGAACUAAAUGAGCAUGUGGAAUUUGAGUCUCAGACCUACUAUGCUGCCUUUGCUGCUGAACUUGAGGCCUGUGCACAGCCAAUGUGGGGGCUCUUAUCCCACUGUAAAGUUAGGGAAACUCAAGAAUACACCCGAAACGUUGUUAGAUAUUGCCUUGAAGCUCUUCAAGACUGGUUUGAUGCUAUUAACUUCGUAGAUGAGCCAGCACCUAACCAAGUCACUUUUCAUCUGCCCCUUCAUCGUUACUAUGCUAUGUUUUUGAGUAAGGCUGUGAAAUGUCAAGAACUAGAUUUGGAUUCUGUUUUACCUGAUCAGGAAAUGUUAAUGAAACUAAUGAUUCACCCACUCCAAAUUCAAGCAAGUCUUGCUGAAAUCCACAGCAAUAUGUGGGUAAGAAAUGGUCUACAAAUCAAAGGACAAGCUAUGACCUAUGUCCAGUCUCAUUUCUGUAAUUCCAUGAUUGACCCUGACAUUUACUUACUACAGGUUUGUGCUUCUAGACUUGACCCGGAUUAUUUUAUUUCAUCUGUCUUUGAAAGAUUUAAGGUAGUGGAUUUGUUGACAAUGGCGUCACAACAUCAAAACACAGUACUUGAUGCAGAGCAUGAGAGAUCGAUGUUAGAAGGCGCUCUUACAUUUCUUGUGAUUCUUUUAAGUCUUCGUUUACAUUUAGGGAUGUCUGAUGAUGAGAUUCUCAGAGCAGAGAUGGUAGCCCAGUUGUGUAUGAAUGACAGGACACAUAGUUCAUUGCUGGACCUCAUUCCAGAAAAUCCAAAUCCCAAAAGUGGCAUUAUUCCAGGCAGUUAUAGCUUUGAAUCAGUUUUAUCAGCUGUAGCUGAUUUUAAGGCUCCUGUUUUUGAACCUGGAGGUUCUAUGCAGCAAGGCAUGUAUACUCCUAAAGCUGAAGUCUGGGAUCAGGAAUUUGACCCUGUCAUGGUCAUUCUUCGAACAGUGUACCGAAGAGACGUGCAGUCUGCAAUGGACAGAUACACAGCAUUUUUAAAACAGAGUGGAAAAUUCCCUGGAAAUCCUUGGCCUCCCUAUAAGAAAAGGACGCCACUCCAUCCCAGCUAUAAAGGUCUCAUGAGACUUUUGCACUGUAAAACUUUACACAUUGUGCUAUUCACUCUGCUUUACAAGAUUUUGAUGGAUCAUCAAAAUCUGUCAGAACACGUACUCUGCAUGGUUUUGUAUCUGAUUGAAUUAGGACUUGAAAAUUCAGCUGAAGAGGAAUCAGAUGAAGAGGCGUCAGUGUGUGGACCAGAACGUUGUCACGACAGUUGGUUUCCUGGCAGUAACUUAGUGUCAAACAUGCGACACUUUAUAAACUAUGUUAGGGUGAGAGUUCCAGAGACUGCUCCGGAAGUGAAGAGAGACUCACUUGCAAGUACCAGCUCUGACAGCUUGAGUUCUUUACAAAGUUCACGAAGGCCAAAAGUUCUUCAAAGAGAGAAUUCUGGUACAGCUCAAGUUUUCAGCUUAGUAGCAGAGCGUAGAAAGAAGUUUCAAGAGAUCAUCAAUCGCAGUAGCAGUGAAGCAAAUCAGGUGGUUCGUCCCAAAACUUCAAGUAAAUGGUCUGCUCCUGGUUCAGCUCCACAGUUAACUACAGCCAUUUUGGAAAUUAAAGAAAGCAUAUUGUCUUUGUUAAUUAAACUUCAUCACAAACUCUCAGGGAAACAAAACUCCUACUAUCCUCCUUGGCUUGAUGACAUAGAAAUUUUAAUCCAACCAGAAAUUCCUAAAUACAAUCAUGGAGAUGGUAUAACUGCAGUAGAAAGAAUUUUAUUAAAAGCUGCAUUGCAAAGCAGAAUGAACAAACGCAUCAUUGAAGAGAUAUGUAGAAAAGUGACCCCUCCUGUACCACCCAAAAAAAUCACUGCAGCAGAGAAGAAAACAUUGGACAAAGAGGAAAGGCGACAAAAGGCUAGAGAGAGGCAGCAGAAAUUGCUUGCAGAGUUUGCUUCACGACAGAAAAGCUUCAUGGAAACUGCUAUGGAUGUUGAUUCUCCUGAGAAUGAUAUUCCUAUGGAGAUCACAACAGCAGAACCACAAGUUUCUGAAGCAGUAUAUGAUUGUGUUAUUUGUGGACAGAGUGGCCCCUCCUCUGAAGACCGACCUACAGGAUUGGUUGUACUGUUACAAGCAUCCUCAGUUUUGGGGCAGUGCCGUGACAACAUUGAGCCAAAAAAAUUGCCUAUCACUGAAGAGGAGCAGAUUUACCCUUGGGAUACAUGUGCAGCAGUUCAUGAUGUGAGACUUUCAUUAUUACAGCGUUAUUUUAAGGAUAGUUCUUGUCUCUUGGCAGUAUCAAUUGGCUGGGAAGGAGGUGUUUAUGUACAAACCUGUGGCCACACAUUACAUAUAGAUUGUCAUAAAUCUUACAUGGAAUCAUUACGGAAUGACCAGGUUCUUCAGGGCUUCUCAGUGGACAAAGGAGAAUUCACGUGUCCUCUCUGUAGGCAGUUUGCUAACAGUGUUCUUCCUUGUUAUCCUGGGAGCAAUGUGGAAAGUAACCUUUGGCAACGUCCUAGUAACAAAAGCAUACAAGAUCUCAUAAAGGAAGUGGAAGAGCUGCAGGGACGGCCGGGAGCUUUCCCAGUAAGCAUCAGUUCAGAGACCAACUUAAGUAAAGAAAUGGAAUCUGUAAUGAAAGAUAUCAAAAAUACCACUCAGAAAAAAUAUAGAGACUAUAGCAAGACCCCAGGUUCACCAGACAAUGAUUUUCUCUUUAUGUAUUCUGUUGCUAGAACCAAUUUGGAACUUGAAUUAAUUCAUCGGGGAGGCAAUUUGUGUUCAGGUGGUGCAAGCACAGCUGGCAAAAGGUCUUGCUUAAAUCAACUGUUCCAUGUAUUAGCCUUGCACAUGCGGCUUUAUAGCAUUGAUUCUGAGUAUAAUCCCUGGAGAAAGCUUACGCAAUUAGUAGAAGAGGUGAAUUCGCAGCAGGGAAAUGAAGAACAACAGCCUGAGGUUCCAAUUCUUUAUCAUGAUGUUACAUCCCUUUUGCUCAUCCAGAUCUUAAUGAUGCCGCAACCCUUACGAAAAGACCAUUUCACCUGCAUUGUGAAGGUGCUUUUUACCCUACUAUACACACAAGCUCUUGUGGCACUUUCAGUUAAAUGCAAUGAGGAAGAUAGGUCAGCCUGGAAACACACGGGAGCUCUCAAAAAGAAUACAUGUGAUGCAGAGAAGUCUCAUGAAGUGUUACUGAGCUUUGUGAUAAGUGAACUAUCUAAAGGAAAGUUAUACCAUGAAGAAGGAACUCAGGAAUGUGCAAUGGUUAGCCCUAUUGCUUGGUCUCCUGAAUCCAUGGAAAAAUACUUACAGGACUUCUGCUUACCUUUCCUCAGAAUCACCAGCCUUCUUCAGCACCACCUUUUUGGGGAAGAUUUACCUAGCUGCCAGGGAAUUUGAUACGGGAAUUAAGACAUUUAUCACAUAUAUAGUCUUCGAAGCCUGCAGUAUAUCAGAAUUAAGCAGUUGAUCGUUCUUUCUCUCUUACGUAAUUGACCAUUGCAUUAAAUAGUUUUUUGGGUUUUUUUUUAAGUGAUUCAAGAUAAACUCUGCACAUUUAUCCUCAAAACAUUUAAAGUUUAUGGAUAUUGACUAAAUUAAAAAUGUUCAUCCAUUGGAUAUUCUCUUUCAUAGUUAUUUAUUUUUAAAUGUCAACUUAAAAGUGUUUCCUUUGGCAUACAGUAGUUCCCCCUUACCUGCAGGGGAUAUGUUCUAAGACCCCCCAGUGGAUGCCUGAAACCAGUGCUUGUACCGAACCUGAUGUAUACUAGGUUUUUUUUUUUUCUAUACGUGGAUACCUAUGAUAAAGUUUAAUUUAUAAAUUAGGCACAGUAAAAGAUUAACAGUAAUGGAACAUUUAUAACAAUAUACUAUAAUAAAAGUUAUGUGAAUAUGGUCUCUCUCAAAAUAUCUUACUGUAUUGUACUCACCCUUCUUGUGGUGAUGUGAGAUGAUAAAAUGCCUACGUGAUGAGAUGAAAUGAAUGAUGUGUAGGCAUUGUGAUGUAGAGUUAGACGACUUUUGACCUUCUGACCAUUUGUCAGAGGAUGGAUCAUCUGUUUCUAAACUACAGUUGACACCAGUAACUGAAACCACAGAAGGCGAAACUGUCGUAAGUGGGGGGACUACUGUUGAGCAUCCUCAAGCAUGGAGAAGAUUAAUAGAAAAAAAAAAUCUACUACUUCCUUCAUUAACUUUUCUUCUUUCAUAUUUAAAGGCCAUAGGCUGUGAUUCUUUGUGUGCUUAUUACCUGUGGUUUAUUCUGUCAUUUGUUUUCAUUGGAAGGUAUUUUUCUCCCAUAAAUUGGAAAUGAUCUGGAAGCAGAAGCUCUUGAACUGGGCAUUGAAAGCUGGCUGGGGGUUGGCUGUGAUGCUUGUAGUAGUGCACCAGGCAUAUUAGAACAGGGAAGAAAUGUCAUCAAUUAGGAGGCACAAAAAGGAACAGUGCUACAUAGUGUUAGAAAUAGAUUAAGGUGAAGUUGUAGUGGAUCUUGAAUUCCACAUGAAGGAAUUUGGACCACUGAAAGAUUUGGAACAAAAAUGACAUGAUUCAAAUUUUAUUUUAGGAUAAAAUCUCACUCUAAUAUAAGACAGAUUUGGGGGUGUGAGGAAUGGAGACUGGGAACAGAAAAGCUAGUUGGAGAGAAUAGGGAGAAAUUAGAAAUUUCAGAGAUGGAAUACUCAGGAUUUUAGUUGAACAUGUGGGGGUCAAGGGAGAAGAGUCAUACUGUACUUGGGUUUUGGGCCUGGGGGACUUGAACCUUUCUGGUACAGUUAAUAGGGGGAAGAAA
This is a messenger RNA of Mirounga angustirostris (Northern elephant seal), 6519 nucleotides long. RefSeq names its product ubiquitin protein ligase E3 component n-recognin 3 (gene UBR3). The record is from RefSeq and is a predicted model, not a curated record. Lineage: Eukaryota; Metazoa; Chordata; Mammalia; Carnivora; Phocidae. Gene Ontology annotation, cellular component: ubiquitin ligase complex; cytoplasm. The transcript is spliced from 37 exons. Gene Ontology annotation, biological process: ubiquitin-dependent protein catabolic process via the N-end rule pathway; protein ubiquitination. Gene Ontology annotation, molecular function: ubiquitin protein ligase activity; zinc ion binding. The coding region runs from base 51 to 5129 and encodes 1692 amino acids.